AUGUCCUAUCAGUAUCCUCCGCCGCCUCCUCAAAACGGGGCAGACAUGGGAUUGCCACCUCCUGGGUACAUGCCGGAGUACGCUGCAAUACCGCCAUCAUCAGCAAUAGACUUGAGAUCUGACCAAGAUUCAAGCAUUUCCCCUCGCGACCGUCGAGAUUCCAUCUCCAAGGCUCUCAAAUUGAAGAGAUCGAUGUCCAGCCCGAGUGUAAGGCCGCAGCAGCCUCCGCCGCCCGUGCCUCAGAGCACGACCCCUGAGCAUGCCGGGAUGGGCCUUGGGGCGGCAGAGAAGAGAAGAAACAAGCUGGGUUAUCAUCGAACGUCCGUCGCUUGCGACCAGCAGCCGCCGCCGGCUGACCCUCGACAGAAAUCUGGAUCGCGGUCGUCUGUCGGGCCAAAAUUGGGAUCUGCCUCGUCAUCCCCAGCGAUGGCAAGCGGACAUCCUGCGGACAUGCCGGGCCAUUACCCGCAGCUGGCCAUGCCCUCCAUCCAGAACAUGGCGCCACCGGCGCUGAAACAUGCCGGGCCAGACAGCUACCAGACAGACGGCAAAUUGCCAUCGAGCGCAUCCGCAACACGAGGGUUUGAAUAUGGCCAUCCUGGUACGUCGAACUGGAAAUUCGCAGAUGCGGGCCCAAACUCAUCCAAGCCAGGUGACCUGAGUGCGACAUGGAGAACCUAUCCUCAAGAGUCGCCAAUCACUCCCGCCUUCUCUCCCUACACGCCGCAUGCGCCGCCGUCGGCUGCUUGGGCGGGAUCUGUGAGCUCAGAGUCUUCUUCACGGGAAGACAUGGGCUGGUCGUCCUACUCGGCUCCUCAACCACGAUCCAUGCCAUAUGGGAAUGAUGGCAUCGGCCAUACUCAAUACCCCUCCAUCUCGCAGAUGACCGGUCAAGCAGGUCGACCGUACGAUCGCAAGUCCGGGCCCUUGUCCGCCGACAUGUACCCUUCGCAGAUUGCUACCACGAUACCGGGCGUCGAUAGCAUUCCGGGCACAACGCUGGAGCAUAGCGUUUCACUGUCCGCCGGAGCUGUGCCGCCCUCCAGUUAUGGGAGCUGGCAGCAGUCCUAUACAUACUCGAAGCCGAGCGAAGGGUAUAGCGGCUGGUACCAUGAGAACUCGAGCACGCAGGCGCUCAGCACCAACGACCACGUCCAGCAUCCUCCGGAACAGACACACCCUCAGGGGCAGAGCAUGUACUAUGCCACCCGCUGA
Messenger RNA from Thyridium curvatum, 1215 nucleotides. RefSeq lists its product as uncharacterized. The record is from RefSeq and is a predicted model, not a curated record. The coding region runs from base 1 to 1215 and encodes 404 amino acids. The transcript has 3 exons. NCBI's taxonomy places the organism in Eukaryota, Fungi, Ascomycota, Sordariomycetes, Thyridiales, Thyridiaceae.